This is a messenger RNA of Mirounga angustirostris (Northern elephant seal), 196 nucleotides long. Its product is annotated as cytochrome c oxidase subunit 7C, mitochondrial-like. Bases 1 to 192 code for a protein of 63 amino acids. Gene Ontology annotation, biological process: mitochondrial electron transport, cytochrome c to oxygen. Lineage: Eukaryota; Metazoa; Chordata; Mammalia; Carnivora; Phocidae. The transcript has a single exon. The record is from RefSeq and is a predicted model, not a curated record.
AUGUUGGGACAGAGCAUCUGGAGGCUCACACGCUCUGUGGUCCGUAGGAGCCACUAUGAGGAGGGCCCAGGGAAGAAUUUGCCAUUUUCAGUGGACAACAACUGGCGAUUACUACUUAUGAUGACUUUGUACUUUGGAUCUGGAUUUGCUGCACCUUUUUUUAUAGCAAGACAUCAGCUGCUUAAGAAGUAAGGAU